CAUCCGCCAAACAGCCGGUGAAACCGGUUCCGUUUGCCAGCUGCCCCCUCGCUGAAGACGACUCGAGACGCAGGAAUCAGCAGCGGGAGAAGCCACAGAAGCGGCGAUCCAACCAACAUGGCCCCCUCGGCUCGGCCCAGCAACACCGGACUCGGGUUGGAAGAAGAUGAGUCCUACUAUGGGAUUCAGAAGGCGGACAGGAAGACCAGGAAGCCUCUGGUGGAGAAGAAGAGGCGAGCUCGCAUCAACGAGAGCCUGCAGGAGCUGCGGACGCUGCUGGCGGACACAGACUUCCAUUCCAAAAUGGAGAACGCGGAGGUGCUGGAGAUGACGGUGAAGAAGGUGGAGGACGUCCUGAAGAACCGAAGCCAAGAAACAGACACACUCAACCGAGAAGCCAGCGAGAGGUUUGCAGCCGGCUACAUCCAGUGCAUGCACGAGGUCCACAUGUUUGUGUCCAGCUGUCCUGGGAUAGAUGCGACGGUGGCAGCGGAGCUCCUCAACCACCUGCUGGAGUGUAUGCCCCUGAACGAGGACCACCUCCAGGACGCGCUGAUGGAUCUCAUCGCAGACACUUCCGGGAGCAACGGCAGCGCCCCCUCCUACCUGGUCUAA
This is a messenger RNA of Xiphias gladius (swordfish), 615 nucleotides long. It is a transcript of the gene her13, whose product is annotated as hairy-related 13. The transcript is spliced from 5 exons. Gene Ontology annotation, cellular component: nucleus. Gene Ontology annotation, molecular function: DNA-binding transcription factor activity, RNA polymerase II-specific; RNA polymerase II cis-regulatory region sequence-specific DNA binding; protein dimerization activity. The coding region runs from base 118 to 615 and encodes 165 amino acids. The record is from RefSeq and is a predicted model, not a curated record. NCBI's taxonomy places the organism in Eukaryota, Metazoa, Chordata, Actinopteri, Istiophoriformes, Xiphiidae. Gene Ontology annotation, biological process: regulation of transcription by RNA polymerase II; regulation of neurogenesis; anterior/posterior pattern specification.